Molecule: messenger RNA, 3278 nt
Organism: Cyprinus carpio (common carp)
Lineage: Eukaryota; Metazoa; Chordata; Actinopteri; Cypriniformes; Cyprinidae
Cellular component (GO): membrane
Molecular function (GO): GTP binding
Source: RefSeq, a predicted model, not a curated record
CAGAAAUACCGAUAUUAUAACCACCUGUGCACAGAAAAGAGUCAACGUGUCAGAUGAAGUCAAUGCCUUUAUGGACCCAAAAUCUACACAAAUCCUGAUCAUUUAUAAGUAGCAGAUAACCUCACUGAAUCCUUUCACGAGGACAUUGUGUUGAAAGCACAAAACAGAGACACAGAAUUGUUGGAGUCCCUAGGAAUCGUCCAAUCAAAACUCAUUAAAACUAUGGAGAAACAACCAGAGAAACCAAAACAUAGUAGUUCAUUACUGGACAUUGUUGAAUCAAAACUUAAUGAUGUGAAGGAAAGAGAGAGGGAAAAAAAGCAGAGUGAUAAAAAAAAGCAAGCAGAGAAAGAAGUAAUACAUAUAACAAAUGAAACAACUGUAGAUCAGUCAGAAAAAGCUGAAAUGUGUCACUUUGACAUGAUACAGAUGGGAGAAUGUCUUGAGGAGCAAAAUGAGCAAACUGAGGCUGAGGAACCAUGUAAAGUGACCACAGAAGAACAACACAUGAGAGAGAAAAAGCAGAGUGAUAAAGAGAAGCAUGCAGAAAAAGAAGGGAUACAUAUAAUAAAUGAAACAACUGUAGAUCAGUCAGAAAAAACUGAAAUGUGUCACUUUGACAUGAUACAGAUGGAAAAAUGUCUUGAGGAGCAAAAUGAGCAAACAGAGACUGAAGUACCAUGUGAAGUGACCACAGAAGAACAACACAUGAGAGAGAAAAAGCAGAGUGAUAAAGAGAAGCAAGCAGAAAAAGAAGUGAUACAUAUAAUAAAUGAAACAACUGUAGAUCAGUCAGAAAAAACUGAAAUGUGUCACUUUGACAUGAUACACAUGGAAAAAUGUCUUGAGGAGCAAAAUGAGCAAACAGAGACGGAGGAACCAUGUGAAGUGACCACAGAAGAACAACACGUGAAGGCUGUUGAUAAAGAGGAGCAAAGAGAGCCAGAAAUUUCAGUUCCGAUGACAAAUGAGGAAGCAAAGGGAAUGACUGAGUGUGGAAAAGCUACAGACAUUCAUAAAACAAAACAACCUGACAGUGUCGAAACAGACCAUUUUCAAGAGUCACAAGCUGCUAUAAUGGAAAAAGAUGUUUUGACAGAAAAACCUAAUAAGAUUAAUCUCAGUGAACCAUCAUAUAAAGUCACUACUAAAGAUGAAAAUGAGGAGGUUAUGGAGAUACAGAAGGAAGAAUUGCUCAGUGGAGUAGUGUGCCCAGAUGCCAAGAAGUCACAAGAUGACACAGAUAAGGUGUUUCUGUGUAAAGCAAAAGAGAACAUGCAUUUAAAAUCAGAAAGCACUGAGAAGAGGGAAAGUAUAAACACAACAACUAAAAAGCAAGAAGAGGAGCAUGUAUAUGAAGUACCUGAUGUUAUGCUCACUAGUUCUGCAGAAUACGUUUAUCCGGCAGAAAGUGUUAAAGAACAACUGAAGAAACUGGACAAUGUCACACUUCACAUUGCUGUUACAGGAUCAACUGGAGCAGGAAAAUCCAGUUUUAUUAAUGCAAUACGAGGUCUGCAACCUGACGACGUCAAUGCAGCUCCCACAGGAGUGACUGAGACGACAAUGACAUCAACAGUGUAUACACAUCCUACAAUGCCCAAUGUAAAAUUAUGGGAUCUGCCAGGGACUGGAAGUCCCAAAUUUAAAGCCAAAAAAUAUCUAAAGGAGGUGAAACUUAACACCUUUGACUUCUUCAUCAUCAUCUCCUCAGAGAGAUUCAAAGAAAAUGACAUCAUGCUGGCUAAAGCAAUUAAAGAGAAGAAGAAGUUGUUCUACUUUCUCCGCUCGAAGAUUGACAACGACAUUCAAGCGGAAUCUAAAAGGAAAGACUUUGAUGAGCAGAAAGUUCUCUCACAUAUUCGUGAGGACUGUCACAGAAACCUUAAGGAUGUGUAUAACCCAAAACCAGAAAUUUUCCUGAUUUCCUCUUUUGAAUUGCACAAAUAUGAUUUUCAAACCCUCGUCGACACAAUGGAGAAGCAGCUACCUGCUCACAAGAGAGAUGCUUUGAUUCUGUCCUUGCCAAUAUACUCCUCCAAGAUUCUGGACGAGAAAAUUGAACUGUUUAUGAAGCAAACCUGGUCGGCAGCCGUUGCCUCUGGGUCCAUUGCUGUGGCUCCCGUGCCUGGUCUAUCCAUUGCUUGUGAUGCUGCCAUUUUGCUGGCUUUCUUCACAAAGUGUUACUAUGCAUUUGGUCUGGAUGAUAAAUCAGUAGAUAAGCUCUCCGUGAGAGUCAACAAUCAAUCCCUCAAAUCUGUAAGAAAGUCACCUCUAGUGAUCGCUAUUGGGCAAAAGAAACUCAGUAAUAAGGAGCUCUCAGCACUGACAAAUAGGGAAGCAGCAGUUAAAUUUGCGUGGAGCAUGGUACCCGUUGUAGGGAGUAAAAAAACUGCAGAAAUGUCUUACUCCGCAACAUUGAACCUUCUGCGAGCAGGCGUUCAGGAUCUCGCUGAUACAGCCAAAGAAGUGCUGAAAGUGGCAGGUCUGACUGAUGUCUACUGAAAUCACAGACUGAGAUCAGUCAAGAGGUCAUGCCAUUGAUCAUUUUUGUUAAGUCAUUCACUCAUAAGUUACUCAAAGUAUGUUGCUGGCUGCAAUUCCAGAAGCUGAGCUGCAUGUAUCUACUGACAGUUCUGAACAUGUGUUUCUUUAUUAUCUUAAAAAUGUAUGUUUUAAAUUGCUUUUGUUAUUUGAUUUACUUCCUAUAAAACAUGCCUAUAAACUGUCGUCAUGUCAUGGACUAAAUGUGAAGUAAAUGGUCUAAAUGUGUUGUUUGUUAGAUUGUGUGUGUUAAGUGUGUGUAGAAAUGAAGCUACCACUAAUGUAUGUCCACUAUUUAUAAAAUAUUUACUUUUAUAUAUAAACUAUUUACCGGAAUCUGGUCACAAUUAGCUGACAGUUGAAUUUUGCAUUGUUUAUUUUUGUUUAUUAUCUGAUUUUUAAUGAUGUAUAGGCUAAUGUCUCAUAAUAAAAAUUAAAUGGUGUGUAGCUUUUAUUAUAAAAACAUUAAUUCGUUUUUACUCUGCAGUGACAAAAACUGAAGCAUGGUUAAACGCUUUGCAUUAGGCAAUUCCUUAGUCGCUUAAUAUAUAACCAAAAUUUUUAUUUUUAUUUCUUUACACAGUUUCAUGACUCACGAGGCGGAAAUCGAAACCUUGAAUAGAGCAAAAAUGCCUUUGUUUUAUUUACAUUUUGAAAAAUCAUUAAAGAAUCAGAAUCAGAACCAACACAUUAAAAAGAGACAAAAGACACAAUAAUCGUAUGCUUAUUUUAUG